Molecule: messenger RNA, 5303 nt
Organism: Girardinichthys multiradiatus
Lineage: Eukaryota; Metazoa; Chordata; Actinopteri; Cyprinodontiformes; Goodeidae
Gene: c5
Product: complement component 5
Exons: 42
Coding region: 83-5152 (1689 amino acids)
Cellular component (GO): extracellular region
Molecular function (GO): protein binding; endopeptidase inhibitor activity
Source: RefSeq, a predicted model, not a curated record
UCAAAUCUGAGCUGAUCAAUAAGCGACAGAGAAGCUCAGCGUCUGUGUGGUCAGUCGUCUCUGCCAGAGCUCAGUCUUCAGGAUGAGGGUGUUCUUCCUGCUGGUUUGGGGUUGGUGUCUGAGUUGGAGGACAGAUGCUCAGAGCCAGUCCUUUCUGAUCACAGCCCCCCUCUCGGUGUGCCUGGAUGCUACAGAAACGGUGUUUGUUCAGCUGUUCGGUUAUACGAAUGAGGUAACCGUCUACGUCUUCUUGAAGACCUCCUUGGCUUCGGAUCAGAGGGAACUGUCUAAGGACUCUCUGAGGCUUAACAGCCUAAAUAACUACCAGGGCAUUGCUAAAAUUCGGUUGUUAAAACACCCAGAGAAUAAGGAUUUGAAUCAUGUGAUUCUCCAUGUCCAAUCAGAUGGGAUCAACCAACACCAGUCUAUUCCCGUUAGCCGAUCCAACGGCUUCCUGUUUAUCCAAACAGACAAACCUCUCUACACCCCUGAUCAGAAAGUCAAAGUGAGGGCUUUCUCCAUGAACAAGGAGCUGAGACCAGCCAAUCGCAGUGUCUUCUUGACCUUCAAGGAUCCGGAUCAAAUAAUUGUAGAUGUUGUGGAGAUUAUUGAUGUGAACAAUGGAAUCCCGUCUAUGCAAAACCCGUUUAAGAUCCCCGUCAAACCAAAGUUGGGAAUUUGGACAAUAGAAGCUUCUUACACAAACGAUUUCACAACAAAAGCAGAGACAGACUUUGAAGUUAAAGAAUAUGUUCUUCCUAGUUUCUCCAUCCUGAUGAACCCACAGACAAACUACAUCAGUCACAGUCAGUUCAGUCAGUUCAACUUCAAGAUUUCUGCCAGGUAUCUUCACGGUGCACCAGUUGCUGAAGGAGAGGUUUUUCUGCGUUAUGGAUAUGUUAGAGGGAAAGAUGCUCCCGUUAUCAUUCCCACAUCAAUCACCAGAGAAAGACUGUCUCAAACAGGUGAGCUAGAUGUGACCGUUAACAUGCAGAAGGUUCUGCACAAACACGAUGGACCAAGAGACCUGGAUAGCCUGGUGGGAGGUUACCUGUAUGUAGCUGUGCUGUUACAGGAGGACACAGGUGGGAUCACUCAGGAGGCCGAGUUUGCUUCAGUGAAGUUUGUCAGGUCACCGUUCCGUCUGAGCCUCAUCUCAACACCUCCAUUCAUCAAACCUGGACUUCCUUACAAUAUCCAGGUGUUGGUGAAGGAUCACCUAGACAAGCCGGUGAGCCAGGUACCAGUGCGUCUGGUGGAGCGUCAGCUGAUUAUGAAUGGAGGGGAAAGAGAGGUGAUGUCCUGUGGGGAGACCACAAGCAGUGGAUCUGAUGGCCUCUUGUUUUAUAUCUGUAAUCCCCAGAAAAAUGCAGUCAGAGCAUUGCUGAAGUUUGAGACAGCGGACCCUACCCUCCCAGCACAGAGUCAAGCUGCUCUAUCACUGGAGGCAGUGGCCUAUCACUCCCCAAACCAGCGGUACCUUUACAUCAACACGCCAAUGUUUGGCUAUAGCCUCCAGGUGGGGCAGUACGUCAACAUCCAGGUGUACACAGCAGCACCUUCUUACCUGAACAUUAGAACCCUCAACUACCUGGUGCUCUCUAAAGGCAAGGUGGUGUAUUUUAAAAGUCAGCAAUUUGCCUCUAGCAUUGAUAAUAAACAGAAUCUAAACUUCCUGGUGACGACCUCCAUGGUGCCAUCCAUCAGACUGCUGGUCUACUACAUCCUGGAUGGAGAAGGAACAACCGAGCUGGUGGCUGAUUCAGUCUGGAUGGACAUCAAGGACAAGUGUGUGAACGGACUCCAGGCCAGCAUCUCCUUCCAACAAAAACCCUACAAGCCAAAGGAGAACAUUGAGCUGGGCAUCACAACCAAUCAGGGCAGUAUGGUGGCUCUGUCGGCUGUAGACUCCGCUGUCUUCACCCUACGACCCAACUAUAGGGAUCCUGUUUCCACGGUCCUGCGUCACAUCGAGAACAGCGACCUGGGCUGUGGAGGAGGCGGCGGUAAAGACAAUGCUGACGUCUUCCGAUUGGCUGGCCUCACCUUCAUGACCAAUGCCAACGCCAACCCCUCAUCCAGCAGUGAGCCUUGUACAGCAGCUGUACGUCCAAAGAGAGCUUUGACUGAAGCAGACAAGCAAAACAAAGCCAGAACCUACGGCGACAUGAAGAAGUGCUGUGAAGAGGGAAUGAAGUACAUCCCUAAGAGUGUGACCUGCCAUCAAUAUGCCAACCAGAAAUUCAGGAAACACAAAAUAGCCAACGAAAAAUGCAAGACGGCCUUCAGAGAGUGCUGCGAGUACAUCCAGCAGAACCUGGACCAGAAUGACGGGCUUGUGCUUGGACGCUACAAGCUGGGUGCAGACUUUGAUCUGGCUCCAUCUUUGGUGAGAAGCUACUUUCCAGAGAGCUGGCUGUGGGAGGUGCUGCGUGCCAGGUCAGGCCAGCUGUCUGUCACCAGGCCUCUGCCGGACUCUCUGACAACCUGGGUGGUAAAAGCCAUUGAAAUGUCUCCGGAGGGUGGAAUGUGUGUGGCUGAUCCCGUGGAGGUGUCUGUCAAUCUGCCGCUCAGUAUAGAUGUCCCACUGCCCUAUCAGGUGGUCCGAGGAGAACAGCUAGAGCUACAGGGCUCUGUAUACAACCUGCAGGAAGACACCAUCAAAUACUGUGUGACUCUGACGGCCGGUCCGGCGCUCUGUCUGCUAAAGUCCCAGCCGACCGCAGGGAACGCAGGACAACACACCACGGCCUGCACCUGGAGCCACCUCCCUGCAGGUGGGGUGGGCAAAGUGACCUUUACCCUGCUGGGUCUGGAGCCUGGAGAACACAUGCUAACCUUCUCACUGACAACCCCGGCAGCAGUCAAAGAUGUUGUGAAGAAGAUGCUGCGAGUGGUGCCUGAAGGACUGAGGCAGGAGGUGAACUCUGGGGGAAGACUUGAUCCUCAGGGACUCUACGGUUCAGAAAAACGGACUGUGACACUGAAGAACAUCCUGCCAGAAAACAUUGUUCCCAACUCUGAUGUGGUGAGAGUGCUGACCAUCAAUGGUGAGCUUCCAGGCGAAGUAGUAUCAGUCCUACUAGACCCAAAAGGCCUCAAACAGCUCCUCAGCCUUCCUCCUGGGUCAGUAAUAGCAGAGCUUGAGAGGCUUCUCCCACUCAUCCAGGUAUACCAGUACCUGGAGACGAAGGGCAUCUGGGAUGUGCUGGGAGCAGACAUUGAGAAGAACUCAGAUGAGCUGAAGCAGAAGAUCAAAGAUGGUCAGGUGGCCCUCACGUCUUUCAUGAAUGGAGACUCCAGCUACAGCAUGUGGAUGAAGACUGAACCCAGCACCCUGGUCACCGCUGAGGUGGUCAGGACUCUGUCUUUGUCCAACUCAUUUGUCCCUGUGGACCAUCAGUCUCUCUCAAACUCUGUUAGCUGGCUGAUCCGCAAAACUCAACAGGACGAUGGAUCCUUCAUUGAAAGAUCUAAAUCCAAACACAGCAGAUUCAUGGUGGAAGGGGUUGAUAAAGUGGACCAAUCGGUUUAUGUGACAUCCUUAGUGCUGAUGGCCUUAAACCGAGCAACGAGCAUCAGAAACCCAAUCCUACAGCUCCAAUCCCAUGAGAACAGCAAGCGUGCUGCAACAAACUACCUUACCCAGCAUGCCAUGAAUGUGAAGAGCAUGUACGUGCGUGCGUUGGCGACCUACGCUCUGACUCUUCAGGACCCGGACAGCUUGGAGGUGACGGAGCUGAUCUACUACCUGGAGCAACAGGCUCGACAGAAAGGUAACCCAGUUGUGCUCCGGUACUGGCAGGAGUCCAGCGUGACAGCUGAUUGGGUGAAGCCUGAUAAAUCCAGUGGUCAGACAGUGGAGACAACAGCGUAUGUCUUGCUGACUAUGCUGCUCAAGGGGCGGAUCCAUUAUGCCAACCCCAUCAUGACCUGGCUGACUCAGGAUCAGCACUAUGGAGAAGGUCUCUAUUCCAUCAAGGACGUAGUGUUGACUCUGGAGGCCAUUACAGAGUACAGCAGGAUAGUCCCUCGCGCCACGCUCAACCAGGACAUCAACAUCCGCUACACCAGGAAAGGAGCCCUGGAGCGAGUCCAGCUGAGCCUAAGCCGACCUGUGGCCACGCCCAUCCAGAUAUCAAAGAGUGAUGACAUCAUCGUAUCCACAGGUUAUGGGAGGGGUGUGUCCAGCGUUAAGCUAAAGACGGUUUACUAUCAGACUACCGCGUCCACGCAGACCAGAUGUAACUUUGAUCUCACCAUCGAGAUUGUCGGACCUGACGUCUCCAGCAAUUCAACCAAGCAGGCUCCUCAUCUGGUCGCCUGUGUGAAGUACAAACCUCCUCCAAACGAGAUGUAUACAGAGUCCACUCUGACUGUGAUGAAGAUCCAGCUGCCCACAGGUGUGGAACCUUACCUGGAGGACCUGAGACAGUUCAGUGAUGAAGACGAGUCCGUCAUCUCCCACUAUGAGCUCCAAGGAGACACCGUCAUCAUCCAGAUGACGUCUGUUCCCUCAGACAUCUUUCUGUGUGUUGGAUUCCGGGUCAGAACCAGGUUCAGAGUGCUUGGCGCUGCAGAGUCUCUGUUAACUGUCACAGAACCUCAGGACAAAGGAAGCCUGUGCACCAAACAGUUCUCUGGUCAGCACCAGCAGUUGCAGCACCUCUGCCUGGGUGAACAGUGUCAGUGCAUGACAGCUGCAUGUGCGUCCUACAGAGGAACUGUAGACUCCACCCUGAAAGCAGACAAACGCACAGAGGAAACCUGCCAGCCUCACAUCAAAUAUGCCUACAAGGUGACGGUGAAGUCCUCAGCAGUAGAGGGGGACUUUAUGACCUACACAGCCACCAUAGCUGAAGUUCUGAAGAAGAGUAAAGAGUUCGAUACGUUGGGUCCAGGGACUGACUUGGACCUAGUAAAGAAGGCCACCUGCAAUGGGGUGGACCUGCAGAACAACAAGCAGUACUUGGUGAUGGGAUCCAGCGGGUCAGAGGUCACACAUAGCGGCAACUUCAAGUACCGUUUGCCUCUGGAUUCUGAGGCGCUGGUGGAGCUCUGGCCCGCAGCAUGUAGUUCUCCAGAGUGUCAGGGCUACAGUUCCCAUCUCUCAAGCUAUGCUCUGGACCUGCAGCUGUUUGGCUGUCCAUGAUGCACCACAACUCUGCAUAGCUGACUUGUUUAUCACUGAGUUUAUUUUGACAAAGAAAUUGUGAAAUAAUUGAAUGCAUAUUAAAUUCUCAGCUCAUUAUUAUGAAAUAUAUUUCAUUUUCCAUUAAAAACGGCCUUAUAAUAUAAAAUUA